AUGGUUGCAGAGAUGAACAACAAAUUUGAGGCUUUGAAAAUUGAAGACAGUGAAGAUGAAAGUCAGGAAAAAAGCUAUAAGAACGGUAAAAUACCAGUUAAAAAAUGUGUGAAACCUGGUCCCGGUGAACAUCAGCUGCAAUUCAACUAUUCUCUGUGGUUUUCUCGACGUUCACCUGGUAAACAAACACAGAAUUAUGUUCAAAAUCUCAAAUAUAUUACCACGUUUGCAUCAGUGGAACAGUUCUGGGCCUUUUACAGUCAUUUAGUACGACCAACAGAAUUAUCCGGACACAGUGAUUACCACAUAUUCAAAGAUGGUAUACGGCCAAUGUGGGAGGAUUCAGCUAAUAAAGAUGGUGGUAAAUGGAUAAUCCGACUAAAAAAAGGAUUAGCAGCACGAUGUUGGGAAAAUUUAAUAUUAGCCAUGUUGGGAGAACAGUUUAUGGUCGGAGAGGAAAUCUGUGGAGCAGUCCUUUCUGUCCGCUAUCAGGAGGACAUCUUGUCAUUAUGGAACCGAACAGCCAAUGACACAGUGACAACAUCACGAAUACGAGACACAUUGAAGCGAGUCCUCAACUUACCACCAAACACCAUCAUAGAAUACAAAAUGCAUGUUGACAGUAUAAAAUCUGUUCAGCACCUGAGAAAACUAAAUCCUAAUAGUUGA
Messenger RNA from Acanthosepion pharaonis, 669 nucleotides. The record is from the annotation of a GenBank genome assembly. Lineage: Eukaryota; Metazoa; Mollusca; Cephalopoda; Sepiida; Sepiidae.